CCCACCAUUCACCGUCUCUCGGUUAGUUUUUCAUGCGUAUCCAAACACCUCUUUUUCCCCCUUUAUAUAAACGACACCGUAUACGCAACUCCAUCAUCGUUCUAAAUUAAUUCUAACAGGUUCGGCAUAAUUGAGCGAUCGAUGGCGGCGUUGAUAAGGUCACCGGCGGUGAUACUGGCGAUCCUGACGAUCUCGGCGUGCAUCGCGUGUACGGCGUCGUACGGGGGAUUGGUCGGGGGAAGGUCGAAGAUCCCUGACGUGAAGGCGAACAAGGAGGUGCAGGAUCUAGGGCGGUUCUCGGUGGAGGAGCAUAACCGGAUGCUGAGGCAGGCGCAGAAGGAGGAGGAGCAAGUCACGUUCGUGGAAGUGGUGGAGGCGCAACAACAAGUGGUGUCUGGGAUCAAGUACUACAUGAAGAUAUCGGCCACGCAGGGUGGCGACGGUGGAGAUUCCAGAAUAUUCGAAUCCGUUGUGGUGGUGAAGCCGUGGCUUCGUUCCAAGCAGCUUCUCAAUUUCGCUCCUUCCACGCAGUGAAAUACGAUCAAUUUCGGUUCCGUUUCAACUACUUUUUUAACUCAUAAUAACAUGCUUAAUUGGUUUAGUAUGCUUUAAUCCUUCUAAUAAAAAAUAUGAAAGAGAGAAAUAAAUGUUUACAAUUUCUGUUUCAGACAUGAAUCAACUAGUUAACAGGUUAACAAUCAAACAAUCAGUCAUCUAUGUACCAAAGAAAUCAAAUGAAUACUGAACUGAAUGUCAAAUAUCUAAAGAUAUAUUUACAUUGUUUUGAGCAUGGAGUCUCUCUAUGUUUUUUUUUAAUUUA
This is a messenger RNA of Glycine soja, 820 nucleotides long. RefSeq names its product cysteine proteinase inhibitor 4-like. The record is from RefSeq and is a predicted model, not a curated record. Gene Ontology annotation, molecular function: cysteine-type endopeptidase inhibitor activity. Bases 142 to 534 code for a protein of 130 amino acids. NCBI's taxonomy places the organism in Eukaryota, Viridiplantae, Streptophyta, Magnoliopsida, Fabales, Fabaceae. The transcript has a single exon.